Molecule: messenger RNA, 1677 nt
Organism: Cricetulus griseus (Chinese hamster)
Lineage: Eukaryota; Metazoa; Chordata; Mammalia; Rodentia; Cricetidae
Source: RefSeq, a predicted model, not a curated record
AUGCCACUCGAUAGAUUUCCUAGUUGGCUGUAUGCUGUGUCCUGUGGGCUCCUGCUUCUCUUCCUCCAUGUGCAUGGCCAGGAAGCAGUCAGUCCCAUCAGAAGCACACACACAGGGCAGGUGAGAGGAAGCCUCCUUCAUGUGAAAGACGGUGAUAUUGGUGUCCACACCUUCCUGGGAAUUCCCUUUGCCAAGCCACCUGUAGGAUCACUGCGCUUUGCUCCACCUGAGCCCCCUGAGCCGUGGAGUGGUGUGAGAGAUGGGACCUCCCAUCCAGCCAUGUGUCUUCAGACUGAUAUAAUGAACUCAGAGUUUGCAAAGAAGAUGAAUCUGAUCAUGCCUCCUACUUCUAUGUCUGAGGACUGCCUGUAUCUCAACAUCUACACACCAGCUCAUGCCCAUGAAGGUUCUAACUUACCUGUGAUGGUAUGGAUCCAUGGUGGAGGACUGGCUAUAGGAAUGGCAUCUAUGAAUGAUGGUUCCAUACUGGCAGCUACUGAGGAUAUAGUAAUGGUCUCUAUCCAGUAUCGCUUGGGUAUCCUUGGCUAUUUCAGCACUGGAGACGAGCAUGCCAGAGGCAACUGGGGCUACCUGGACCAAGUAGCUGCCCUACACUGGGUCCAGCAAAAUAUCGCCUUCUUUGGAGGCAACCCUGGCCGGGUCACUAUUUUUGGUGCCUCUGCAGGAGGCACAAGUGUGUCUUCACUUGUUGUGUCCCCAAUGUCCAAAGGACUCUUCCAUGGAGCCAUUAUGCAGAGUGGAGUGGCCCUGCUGCCUGACCUUAUCUCUGAGAAGUCCGAAGUGGUCUACACAGUGAUGGCCAACCUAUCAGGAUGUGAAGCCAAGGACUCAGAGGCCCUGGUACACUGCCUACGAGACAAGACUGAAGCAGAGAUUCUGGCUAUUAACCAGGUCUUCCUUAUGAUCCCUGCUACGGUGGAUGGGACAUUCCUAACUAAGCAUCCUCGGGAGCUGUUGGACUCUGUGGAUUUUCACCCUGUCCCCAGCAUUAUUGGUAUAGACAGUGACGAGUGUGGCUGGGGAAUUCCCUUGAUGAAGGGCCUUGAUCAUGUCAUUAAGAACAUAACCAGAGAGACCCUGUCAGCUCUUCUGAAGAGCACAGCAGCACAAAUGAUGCUGCCUCCUGAAUGUGGUGACCUGCUAAUGGAAGAGUACAUGGGGGGAGUUAAGGACCCCCAGACCCUCCAAGCACAGUUCAGAGAGUUGCUAGAGGACUUCAUGUUUGUGAUUCCUGCACUCCAAGUAGCAUAUUUUCAGCGUUCCCAUGCUCCUGUCUACUUCUAUGAGUUCCAGCAUCAGCCAAGCUACGUCAAGCAUGUCAGACCAUCUCAUGUGAGGGCUGACCACGGUGAUCACCUUCCCUUUGUCUUUGGCUCCCACCUUUGGGGCAUGAAAGUUGACUUCACUGAGGAGGAGAAGCUGCUGAACAGGAGGAUGAUGAAGUACUGGGCCAACUUUGCAAGACAUGGGAACCCCAACAGCGAGGGUCUACCCUACUGGCCUGAGUUGGUCCAUAAUGAGCAGUACCUGAAGCUGGACAUCCAGCCUGCUGUGGGCCGAGCCCUGAAGGCCGAAAAGCUGCGGUUCUGGACAAUAACUCUGCCUCAAAAAAUCCAGGAUAUAAAGGGGACUCAGGUCAAGCAUGCAGAGCUUUAG